GGGGGCUGGGUGUGUGUGUGUGGGGCUGUGUGUGUUGCUGCUGCUGCUGCCGCCUCGCUCUCUCACUCACUCACUCACUCAUUCACGCACACUCACAGCAGAAGGGAGAUAAGGGGACGAGCGAUGAGUGCACGCCGCCGGCCCCAGCCGCCGCUCCGCCCGAGCGGCUCCGCGCUACCCGCUGCCGAGUGAAGGGGAGAGUGAGCCCCGCGGGGCAAGCAGGCAGGCAGGCGGGCAGCAACGGCGGAGAGGCGCUCCCUCACACCGGCACCUCUCUGCUGCAAGAGCACCAUCGCAAAGAAAGCCAAGUGGGGCAAAACAACACAGCGACCAUCCUCUCUCUCUCUAUUCCCUCCCUCCCUCCCUCCCUCCCUCCGACCAGCGGAUACAACAAGCCAGAUUGCAGCUUCCAACAACCCCCAGUGUGCAUUUUAUUCCUUUUUAUAUAUUUUUGCACCUUCAGCUACUUAAAAAAAAAAAAAAAAACCCACACCAGACUUAAAUCAUCUAUUUGCAAAGAAGCGAGGAGAAGAAAUCAACCUGCAUCAAAUGUCGUGGAGCUGAUUUUGGAUAUUAUAUCACCCCUCCCCUUCCCUUUUCCCCUCUCGCCAACAAUUUUUUUAACAAUCUUUUUGGUGCAUUUAAAUAUGUUUGCUUGCUGGCUGACUUUUGCACUUUGGGCAACUUUCUGUACAGGUCCGGGCCAGGGAGAAGCGGAGACCAGGACGUGCGAGUACUACAAUGCGAACCACGAGCUGGAAAAGACCAACAAGAGCGGGGUGGAGCACUGCGAGGGUGAGAAGGACAAGAGGCUCCAUUGCUACGCUUCCUGGAGGAACAAUUCCGGCUCAAUUGAACUGGUCAAGAAGGGCUGCUGGCUGGAUGAUUACAACUGCUACGACAGAGUGGAGUGCGUCGCCACGGAGGAGAACCCACAUGUCUUCUUCUGCUGCUGUGAAGGCAACUACUGCAACGACAAGUUUUUCCACUUCCCGGAGACGGUACCAGAAGUUGUGUUUGAGCCUCCACCACCCACGCCAUCGCUGCUGAAUAUCCUGGUGUACGCGCUGCUCCCCAUCACCGGGCUCUCCGUCAUCAUCCUGCUGGCGUUCUGGAUGUACCGGCACCGCAAGCCGCCGUACGGUCAUGUGGACCUGAACGAGGACCCAAGCCUGCCGUCGCCAUCGCCCCUGGUGGGUCUGAAGCCCCUGCAGUUGCUGGAGAUCAAAGCCAGGGGGCGCUUUGGCUGUGUGUGGAAGGCACAGCUGAUGAACGAUUAUGUGGCUGUAAAGGUUUUCCCCAUCCAGGACAAGCUUUCGUGGCAGAAUGAGCGGGACAUCUACACCACGCCUGGCAUGAAGCACGAGAAUGUCUUGCGAUACAUUGGAUCUGAGAAGCGCGGCUCCAACCUCGAGUCUGAGCUGUGGCUCAUCUCUACCUUCCACGAACGGGGUUCGCUGUCGGACUACCUGAAGGGGAGCGUGCUCAGCUGGAACGACUUGGGUCACAUCGCCGAGACCAUGGCGUGUGGACUAUCGUUCCUUCACGAAGACAUCCCUCGGUGGAAAGGAGAGGGCCCAAAGCCGGCGAUUGCCCACAGGGAUUUCAAAAGCAAGAACGUGCUCCUGAAGACCGACCUAUCCGCGUGCAUCGCCGACUUCGGGCUGGCCGUCAGGUUCGAAGCUGGGAAACCCCCUGGGGAUACGCACGGACAGGUCGGAACGCGAAGGUAUAUGGCCCCUGAAGUACUGGAAGGGGCAAUCAACUUCCAGCGAGAUGCCUUCCUCAGGAUAGACAUGUAUGCCAUGGGGCUGGUGCUCUGGGAGACGAUCAUGAGGUGUACUGCAGCUGAUGGGCCCAUUGACGAGUACACUCUGCCAUUUGAGGAGGAGAUCGGUCAGCACCCGACACUGGAGGACCUACAAGACGUGGUGGUCCACAAGAAGUUGAGGCCCGUCCUGAGAGAAUGCUGGUACAAGCAUCCGGGGCUGGCCCUGUUCUGCGAGACCAUUGAGGAGUGUUGGGACCAUGACGCGGAGGCCCGUCUCUCUGCCGGCUGUGUGGUGGAACGCAUCGCCCAGACCCGUCGGCUGAUCAACGGCACCACUACCUCGGACGUGCUGACCAGCCGCGUCUCCACCCUCACCAACGUGGACCUGCCCUCCAAAGAGUCCAGCAUCUGAGCCCCACCUUCACCAUACCCGCUGGCAUCAGAUGGAACCCACAACACAAAGCUGCUACUCCUCCACCCUCCCCCACUCCCGGUCGCUCUCAUCGGACCUUUUGUUUUAACCAGCGCACACAUACACGCCGGCAUGCGUGCACACACACGUUAACUCUACUGUAUUUAUGGGGCAUCCCGAAUGGAGGAGCGUUCAGGUACCGGCCGGGAAUGCAGCAAAAAAAAUAACCCAACAACCCCCCCUCUCACAAGGUGCAGGAACCUCAGACAGGACUUCAUCUCAGCCCUUAUAUGUGUGUGGGGGGAGUGUGUUUUUAUUAUUUUUCCGCUUUCUCCCCCUCCUCCCCACCUACUUGUGGUUUGACCUGAAUCCUCAACUUUGUGACUUGUUUGUGACUUUAAAAAAAAAAAAAAAAAAAAAUCAGAAAAAUUUGUGGGAAGUGAGGCAGAAAAAUAACCUGCACCACC
Messenger RNA from Amblyraja radiata (thorny skate), 2650 nucleotides. RefSeq names its product activin A receptor type 2Ba (gene acvr2ba). NCBI's taxonomy places the organism in Eukaryota, Metazoa, Chordata, Chondrichthyes, Rajiformes, Rajidae. Gene Ontology annotation, molecular function: activin receptor activity; ATP binding; activin binding. The coding region runs from base 648 to 2183 and encodes 511 amino acids. Gene Ontology annotation, cellular component: activin receptor complex; plasma membrane. The transcript has 11 exons. The record is from RefSeq and is a predicted model, not a curated record. Gene Ontology annotation, biological process: cellular response to growth factor stimulus; activin receptor signaling pathway; protein phosphorylation.